Molecule: messenger RNA, 853 nt
Organism: Chionomys nivalis (European snow vole)
Lineage: Eukaryota; Metazoa; Chordata; Mammalia; Rodentia; Cricetidae
Exons: 4
Coding region: 1-822 (273 amino acids)
Source: RefSeq, a predicted model, not a curated record
AUGGAUGCACUGAGCUAUGAAGUGGCUACCCACUUUGCCACACGGGCACAAAAGUUCUUUAUGGAAUCCUGUGAUCGCUACCAUCGACUAGGAGAAAGCCUCUGGGAGCUCGCAACCUGCAGCCAGGGAGCCCCCUUGAUCCUAUCCGUGUCUCUCCGGGGUCCCCAACUCCACCUUAAGCGCGACCACCUCGGCAGCUUCUGCAAGUUUGGGCUCGCAGCCGGGGCUGCCUUCUCUCGCCGCCCAGCGCCCAGCGACGGGCCGGCUGAUCUGGGGGCGGCCCGGCGCCCUAUCGUGGAGACGGCCGGCGGGCUGGCGGGAGCUCGGGGCCGGUUCCGGAGCGAUGAGGCGGCGGGAGCCUUUCGGAUCUCCCGAGCGGUGUAUUAUUCACUCCCGCGGCCACGGCGGGAUCCGGAGAGCCCAAGUCAGGGAGGCGAGGAACGCGCUGAGAUUUGGGCCCCGGAGGGAGCGCGCCAGCGCGGGCAAGCGCGGCGAGCAGCCCCGAACGCGGCCAGAGACCGGCGGACGGACUCCGGGAGAGAGACGCCGCAGCAGCCUGGAGAGUCGUGCAGGACCGAGCAGUCCCCUCCGGCCCCCUCAGGCUCGCGGGCCCGCGCCCUCGGGUGCGCGCUCCACGGGGCCCAGGAACUCUCGGAGCCCUGGCCGGCCCACCGAGUUGGUGCCGCCUUCAUCACUGCUCUUCCACCUAGCUUCUGGCCCCAACUUUCCCAAGCUGUACACACACGCGCGCGUGCCCACGCACACACACACACACACACACACACUCCUCUCCCUGGACCCCAGCUCCACUUCCCCGUGUAGUUUCAAGAUGACAGAUGCCAGCAGACUUUCA